AUGGCGAGCAACCCCUCAGCUAAAGGCGAUGCCUACCAGAAAACUGGUUCUCCAUCGCAUGUUGACUCCCCCGAAGCUGGACCAUCUAGCACGUCCCCAAAGCCUCCUUCGGAUCGUCACACCCCUCCUGGUUCUCCUCCGGCGCAGGAAUCCGACGACUCCGACAAUCUACUUAUCAGGGUGGCUGUUCGCCGAAAUAAACGAAUCACAUUCAGGAUGGCGACGUACCACGAGAUACGAUACGAAGAUCUUAUUCGUACCUCAAAGUACCUAGUCAACGAGAUCCGUUCCAAGGCUAGGGAUGGCCGACAGCGACCCGCUUCGAUUGUAUGGUCCGUCGUCGCUGAAGUUGGGGUCUAUUUCGAUUGGCUAAGGGAAGGAGAAUUGUUCCCAGAACGAUCUCCUCCUGCAAAGAAGACGAAAGACUCCGUCGAACUGAGCAAUCCACAACAUAACUUCUUGACCUUGCUAAGCCUCUACACACUCGGGGAUCAUCUGCUUGAUGAUACCUUCAAGCGAGCUGUUGUCACUCGACUGACCAAGGAUCUGGAUGCGACGGAAAGUGUUGCCGACUUCUUCUUCAUUCUGUCGCCAAAAGUCACUGGAGAGAUCUGGGAAACCAAGCAGACUCUUGAUACUGAUUACCAGAUCAAACAACUCAUCAUUGACCUGAUUUUCUAUCGUGCGGACACCAAAGAACAGCAGGUUUUCCUGACGGGAGACGGUUAUCCUGAGGACUUUACAACCGCUCUAUAUGAAGUCUUCCCCUUCAGCGCGGUUCAAUCAGCAUUUCGCGUCAAGGAAUCGGAUCAACAAGCGUUGGCUUCGCCAUCUGCAACAUCUGAAUUGGCCAAUGAUCAGCCUGCGAUUCCUAGUCAGCAGAAUGACCCUACACAAGUUCUACAGAAUUUCGACCCGUUACCUUCAAUGCCUCUCGAAUUCGACGAGAACUUUGAUUAUUCGACUAUUGAUGACGAUUUGCUCCAGGAUAUAGACCUUGUUACCGUGCCUGUUGCCUUCGAUACGUAUCUCAAUUGGCUGCGUAAUAAUUCUCAGCCAGCUACCGAUCGCCUGCCCGACAUCAAUCUUGGACCAAAUAUCAAUCUUCAGCCAGGGAUCAAUCGUCAGAUAGCUGUCAGUAGCGGAUCGAGUGUCAAUCCUGAGCCGGGUAUCAAUCUUCAGCCAAGCCCUCCGCCGAAUGUGAGCCCUCAGUCGGAUCCCAUGCCUCAGACGGAUGUCAACACUCAGACCAAUACUAAGCCUCAAUCGGAUAUCAAGUCUCAGCCUGACGCCGCCUCUGAGCUAUCUCAACGUUCAGGAGGACCUGUGUUGGGUCCCGAGCUCGAUGUCGAUGGACUACCAGUAUCUAAACGGAAGAGGACUUGA
Messenger RNA from Aaosphaeria arxii CBS 175.79, 1386 nucleotides. RefSeq lists its product as uncharacterized. The record is from RefSeq and is a predicted model, not a curated record. The transcript is spliced from 2 exons. Lineage: Eukaryota; Fungi; Ascomycota; Dothideomycetes; Pleosporales. Bases 1 to 1386 code for a protein of 461 amino acids.